Molecule: messenger RNA, 2201 nt
Organism: Zea mays
Lineage: Eukaryota; Viridiplantae; Streptophyta; Magnoliopsida; Poales; Poaceae
Product: protein FAR1-RELATED SEQUENCE 5-like
Exons: 3
Coding region: 258-1289 (343 amino acids)
Source: RefSeq, a predicted model, not a curated record
CAGUGCUUCCGUUGAUUACGAAUCCAACGGAGGUGGUGUUGUGCUGCUUGAGCUCAAACGGCCCAGCUUGUGGAAGGCCCAAUACCGGGUUACUGUACCAAUGGAGGAAAAAUAGUACCGGAGGAGGGAAAAAUAGUACCGGAGGAGGGAAAGGGCAGCACCCAUCGCAGAUUGGAGGGAAAAAAUACAGUCGCCUAGUUUGGAGUCGUUGCUUUACCGAUGCAGCAGGCGAUUCCAACGAUUCAGUUCCUGUGAAGAUGACGGAGAAUAAGAAUGCAGAGCCCUACACACUCAACGAGGAGAAUAUGUUCCCUUGUUUGGUUCCUCAUGUUGGUAUGAAAUUCAGAAAUACAGAUGAGGGUUGGAACUUUUGGUUAGCCUAUGGUGGUCAAAGAGGUUUUGAUGUUAGGAAAAGAUACACAAACAAAAGUAAGAUUGAUGGCAAAGUUACAUCAUGUAGAUUUGUUUGUGCCAAUGAAGGUCAUAGAGGGAAAGAUAAAAGGGAUGAUCAAGUGAAAUGUCAUCGAGCUGAAACAAGAACAGAUUGCGAAGUGCGUAUGUGCCUUGUAAAGGACAAAGAUUCUGAUGAGUAUAAAAUAAAUGAUCUGAAUUUGGAACACAAUCAUGUCCUUCACUCGCCAGAAACUUUCCACUUGAUGGUGUCACAAAGAAAAAUUUCAGAUUUGCAAGCUUUUGAAAUUGAGACAGCCGAUGAUUCAGGAAUAGGUCCAAAAGCAUCACAUGAAUUAGCAUGUCGCCAAGUGGGUGGACCACUUAAUUUGAGUUAUACCCUCCAUGAUCAUAAAAACUAUUUGCGAGGCAAGCGACAACGAGAGAUGGCAUAUGGUCACGCUGGAAGCAUGCUUAAAUAUUUUCAGAACAAAAUGGUAGAGAACCCCUUAUUUCAAUAUGCAACACAAAUGGAUAUCGAAGAGAAGAUCGCGAACAUAAUUUGGGCUGAUGCUAAAAUGGUUGUUGAUUACACACAUUUUGGUGAUGUUGUUUCCUUUGACACCACAUUUGGGACAAAUAGAGAGAGUCGACCUUUUGGUGUUUUUGUUGGAUUCAAUCAGUUUAGAGAAACAGUAAUCUUCGGUGCUGCUCUAAUGUACGACGAGACAUUUGAGUCUUUCAAGUGGAUAUUUGAGACCUUUCUAAAAGCACAUAAUGGAAAGCAACCUAAAACAUUCUACACGGACCAAGAUUUUGCUAUGGGAAAGGCUGUUGAGCAAGUGUUUCAUGAGGCAUGGCAUGGGUUAUGCACCUUUCACAUAAUGCAAAGUUCUUGAUUUGAUGAAUAUCAAGUCAUUGGCUGCCCAAUAUAUAUUAAAAAGAUGGACACGACAAGCACGGAGUGGCACAGUACAGGACAUGAAUGGGAAAAAGGUAAUUGAAAAUCCAAAGUUUGAUGCAAUGCUUCGCUAUAGAUACUUUUCUCGGAAGCUUCUGAAUUUAGCGCAUCGAGCAGCCUACUUUCCAAAGUGCACCCUAUUGAUGGAUAGCACAAUUGACAUCCUUGGUCAACAGAUUGAAGACAGAAUUACCACAUGCACAAAUGACGAUCAAAGUGUUUCUCAGAGUGAUCUUGCUCCACCAAAUGACACAUUGAGUAAUGUAUAAUUGAAGAAAAAAGAGGUUCGCAUAAAAACUUCAAAGAGAAAAAAGCUUGGCUAGGAAGAAAAACACAAGGGGAGGAAAAAUGGACAAAACAGAACUCAGUUGCAAGUACAAGUAUCAAUGGCACAAGAAAUAGAGAAAGAAGUAAGCAGCAACGAAAAGAGGAAAGAGCCUGAAGAAUAUAGUACUAUCAGCUCCUUCACCCAACUAUUGAAUGGAGCAAGCAGUGAUGAUCUAAAAAUUGAGGGAUUCUUUUAGUGAAUUCUUCUUUUUAGUUCUGGAGCAAUUGAGGAGGGCUAUUUUGUUGUUAGCAAUUGCUACUAGUAUUUUGUUUAGGAGCAAGUGAGGAGGGCUAUUUUGUUGUUAGCAAUUGCUAGGUGGAAUGUUCAGUUUCAAUCGCAAAUGACAGUUAAUUGCUGAAGAAAGAAAUGUUAUUCUUCAACUUGGCUCAGUUUCAUUCAUAGUUGACAAAUAUUGAGUGAAAACAUUCUGCAGAAAUUCAUUCAACCGUCGGCGGCAGGCAUGCUGGAGCGCUCAGCACAGCAUGCUGCUACAGCACAUCGGCCAGUGCCAGCAUUGGCGGU